Molecule: messenger RNA, 558 nt
Organism: Aspergillus aculeatus ATCC 16872
Lineage: Eukaryota; Fungi; Ascomycota; Eurotiomycetes; Eurotiales; Aspergillaceae
Product: non-canonical purine NTP pyrophosphatase
Exons: 6
Coding region: 1-558 (185 amino acids)
Biological process (GO): nucleoside triphosphate catabolic process
Cellular component (GO): cytoplasm
Molecular function (GO): nucleoside triphosphate diphosphatase activity
Source: RefSeq, a predicted model, not a curated record
AUGCUAACUCUCACCCUGGUCACCGGAAAUAGACACAAGAUCUCUGAGCUCAAUGCAAUCUUAGGCAGCUCAGUCAUCUUAAAUGCAACCGACCUCGAUCUGCCCGAGAUUCAGGGCACCGUGGAAGAGAUCACCCGGGAAAAAUGCCGUGUGGCCGCCGAGAAGAUCGCUGGUCCGGUCCUAGUCGAGGACUCUGCGCUGGAAAUGCAUGCUCUGAACCGUCUGCCGGGGCCUUAUGUCAAAGCUUUCGUAGAGAGCGUCGGCAACGAGGGUCUCUACAAGAUGCUUGCUGCUUUUGAGGAUAAGACGGCAGAGGCCGUUUGUACCAUAGGCUAUUCUCCAGGACCAGAGGCCGAGCCGAUCCUCUUCCAGGGGAGGCUAGUGGGCAAAAUAGUUCCCGCGAGGGGUGCCUCCUCAUUUGGGUGGGAACCCAUCUUCGAGCAUGGCGGGGAGACAUUGGCCGAGAUGGAUGUGAACAAGAAGAAUGGACUGUCUCAUCGUUUCAACGCUGCGCAGAAGUUGAGCGAGUGGUUGAAACAGAAUGAAGGGACGGUAUAG